AUGUCUUCUUCUUCUCUUUCGACUACUACUACUACUACUACUACGACUACUGCUACUACUACUGCUACUACCACCACUGCUACUACGACUACUACUACUACUACUACUACUACUACUACUACUACUACCACUGCUACUACUGCUACUACUACAACUACUGAUACUACUACUACUGCUACUACAACUAAUAAGUAUUAA
Schistosoma intercalatum is the source of this 198-nucleotide messenger RNA. The record is from the annotation of a GenBank genome assembly. Lineage: Eukaryota; Metazoa; Platyhelminthes; Trematoda; Strigeidida; Schistosomatidae.